AUGGGGGUGACGGCUUUUGUAGUCUUUUGUUGCUGUAGUAUAGCUUCUGUCACAUCUAACGAGGGUGAUUUCAAUGUGGUCGUUUCAUCGUACUCACCAGGAGUCAUACAGGAUGUCUGGCAUGUGUCUGAUUUUCCCAUCAUCACAGAAGAUGGGUAUUUCCUGAAUGAAAUUCUUCAACCUCCCACUUCAGAUCAACUUGAGUCUGUGUUUCCAAUCCCAAAUGAAGCACAAGCUCUGCUGGAGAGAAGCAGAUUUUCCAUAAGGAUCUUGAACCCAUCUUGGAACGAUCUGGUCAACACAAAUGUGUUCCACAAAGGAGAACAAUUGUAUGUACAAGUGUCUGCCUCGUGUGGCCCUGGUCAACAGCUUUAUGUUCAGUCCUGUCAUGCCUCUGCAUCUCCACAUCCAUCCGACAAACCAAGAGUCUCCUUUAUCUUUAAUAAUGGAUGUGUGGCUUCCAAAAAGUCCUUCGUAAAGUUUGUUCACCGGCAAAGCGACAAAGUCAUUUUGGUUCUUGGCACAUCCAGUUUAAAGUCUUCAGAGGUUUAUCUUCACUGCCGAGUUUCUCUCUCCUAUUUGGGGCUGACACCCAAUACAAAAUUCUGCAACUAUAACCGACUUAAAUCCAGAUGGGUUGACCUAAGUGGCCAAACUGCUGUAUGUCAGUGUUGCGGUAGAAGCUGUAGAAGCCUAGGAGAGCGGGAAGACUUGCUUGGAUUGACCGCAAUAGUAAGCACUGGCCUGCUGUUUAUGAAGGAACAACGAUCUGAACCUCGGGCCACACCACAAGCUCUUUCAAACCACUACAGCACCACUGAGCCCAGUCCUGCAGUCAAAACGCUGUCAGAUAAGCCAUGGAUUGUGGCUGGUGCCUCCUUCUCUGGUAACCCAAUUCAGAACAUGGCCAACAUUUCACCCUGGCCUGCUCCACCUGGCUUUGGAGGUGGUGUGAUGGUCAUUAGCCAGGAGUUGGGAGGUGCUAUAUCAAUGUGGCUACCUGAUAUUCAGUUUAAUCCAAUGGAUUACCCUGAACAUGUGCCGGUUGUUGACAUUACCCUUCAGAGUGAUGACCCCAAUAGAGGACUGAAACUAGAGGAAGAAUUUGAGAAAUUGCAAAUGGUACAAGACCAGGUAAAGCAUCAGCAGAAGAUGCCUGAAGUGGAUGAAGGAAAAGCUUCCGACGAAGCUGUCGGUCCCUAUGAUGGUGCAGUGGACCUGGCCAUGUGGAAACUCGAAGAUGGUGCCCAGUUGUAUAACGUUCAGGGGGAACCAUUUGUGGGUACAAAUGUUCAGCUGGAGCAGCCCAACCUGAACGAACCUUCCCCAAUGUCAGACUUGCAAACAAGUGAUUUGUCUUUUCUUGGCACAAGCCCUUCUCCAGAUAAGGUCACAAAUGGUACAGAAGAUGAGGGUGAAGAUUUUGUCAGACAGGCUGAGUUGGUCUUUAAAAAGGGUGACACAUUAUCAGAGCCACUUCACUAUUCUAAACUGAGUCUUAACCGAGCUGCAGAUGGUUCCAGUUCACUAGUUUAUGAAGAACAGAAGAGGUCCAUCACGAUGAAACCGGGCACCAAGAAACCUCAACUGGAACUGGAUGCUUUGAAGCGCCAAAAGGAUGAGGAAGUGUAUGGGGUUAAAGACUUGAUUUCAAUCCUUUUAGAUCGAUUAAGCAAGUUGUGGCGUUGACGCUUCAAGGAUUCUCCAGAUUUCUUUACUUUAAUUUAAAUCUAAAUAAAAAUCACUUU
This is a messenger RNA of Triplophysa dalaica, 1748 nucleotides long. RefSeq names its product zona pellucida protein C (gene zpcx). Gene Ontology annotation, molecular function: acrosin binding. Bases 1 to 1689 code for a protein of 562 amino acids. The record is from RefSeq and is a predicted model, not a curated record. The transcript is spliced from 7 exons. Gene Ontology annotation, biological process: binding of sperm to zona pellucida; positive regulation of acrosome reaction; egg coat formation. Gene Ontology annotation, cellular component: extracellular matrix. NCBI's taxonomy places the organism in Eukaryota, Metazoa, Chordata, Actinopteri, Cypriniformes, Nemacheilidae.